This is a messenger RNA of Linum tenue, 381 nucleotides long. NCBI's taxonomy places the organism in Eukaryota, Viridiplantae, Streptophyta, Magnoliopsida, Malpighiales, Linaceae. The record is from the annotation of a GenBank genome assembly.
AUGGUGGAGAGGCUCGGAGCGGAAGGGUUCAUGGACGAGCUCCACAACGGGUUUCGCUUGCUGAUGGACCCGGAGAAGGAGAUGAUCACGGCGGAGAGCCUGAAGAGGAACGCGGCGGCGGCGCUGGGGUUGAUGGGAGAGACGACGAUCACCGACGAGGAGGCGAGGUGCAUGGUUAGGGAAGGGGAUUUGGACGGCGACGGCGGGCUGAGCCAGCUGGAGUUCUUCAGCUUGAUGUUCAGGCUCAGCCCUGACCUCAUGUCGGCUUCCACCGAGUUGUUCUUCACGGCCGUCGCCGCCGCCGCCGACGAGGAUGAUGAUGGUCGCCGUGGUGUUUUUCAUGAUCGACACAUGAAUACUUCCAAGGUUAAAUAUAAUUAG